AUGACAGAAGGAGCAGAGAGAAUACACUUCGAAAACUCAAACGAAAUUGGCUGCUUUGCCAGACUCACGAAUACAUACUGUAUUUGUGCGAGUGGAGGAAGUGAGAACUUCUUCUCAUUCAUUGAAGAGAGAUUGGGCCAUCACAUCCCAGUAAUUCAUGGCUCUAUUUCGGAAACACGACUUGUCGGAAACUUAACUGCAGGAAAUAAGAAUGGGAUAUUGGUACCUAUGGAGACUACAGAUGAUGAACUCCAAGUCCUUAGGGACAGCUUGCCAGACUCUGUGAGAGUAAAGCGAGUAGAAGAAAGAUUAUCCGCUCUAGGCAACACUAUUGCAUGCAAUGACUACUUCGCAUUAAUUCACCCAGAGUUGGAUAAGGAAACAGAAGAAAUGAUAGUGGAUGUUUUGGGAGUUGAAGCAUUCAGAACCACUAUCGGGUCAAACGCCCUGGUUGGAUCUUACUGCACCUUCAACAAUAAGGGAGGAAUGGUCCACCCCAUGGUUUCUACCGGAGAAUUGGACGAGCUUAGCUCAUUGUUGCAGAUUCCAUUAUGUACAGGAACAGUAAACAGAGGAUCAGAUGUAAUUGGAGGAGGAUUAGUAGUAAAUGACUGGGCAGCUUUUUGUGGAAACGACACCACUACUACCGAACUAACUGUGAUUGACGCAAUCUUUAAGAUUAAGGAUAGUAUGACUGAAGAAAAUGAGUUCAGCUCAGACAUGAAGGGAGCCUUGAUUGACACCUUCUCUUAA
Moneuplotes crassus is the source of this 753-nucleotide messenger RNA. Lineage: Eukaryota; Ciliophora; Spirotrichea; Euplotida; Euplotidae. The record is from the annotation of a GenBank genome assembly.